GAGAGAGAGAGAGGAAUGACGUCUGUGGAUGAGAAAGUAGCGUUGGAGAUGCCAUUCUCCAUCCCCACCUCCAAAAACUGAUCCAAUUCCUCCUGUCCGUUUAUUAUAUUACUUCCUUCACCUCCGCUACCCCUGCCUUCAGUUCGCGUGCUCACCCUGUCAUCACUCGGGCUGAGCUCCUAGGUUGGGUUUUGGGAGGAGUUUGUGAAGAGAAUCUGCAGAGAUGGAGAUCACCAAUGUUUCGGAGUACGAGGAGAUCGCGAAGAAGAAGCUGCCGAAGAUGGUGUAUGACUACUACGCAUCAGGUGCAGAGGACCAGUGGAGCCUCAGGGAGAACAGAGAGGCUUUCUCAAGGAUUCUGUUUCGUCCCCGUAUACUGAUUGAUGUGUCGAGGAUUGAUAUGACCACAACUGUUCUGGGUUUCAACUUAUCUAUGCCCAUCAUGAUUGCUCCAACUGCCAUGCAAAAAAUGGCUCACCCUGAAGGAGAGUAUGCAACUGCAAGGGCCGCAUCAGCAGCUGGAACGAUCAUGACUUUGUCUUCAUGGGCUACUUCUAGUGUUGAAGAGGUUGCCUCCACUGGUCCAGGCAUCCGCUUUUUCCAGCUUUACGUUUAUAAGGACAGGAAUGUAGUAGCUCAGCUUGUCAGAAGAGCUGAGAGGGCUGGCUUCAAGGCAAUCGCUCUCACAGUGGAUACUCCCAGGCUCGGUCGUAGGGAGGCAGACAUUAAGAACAGAUUUACAUUGCCUCCGUUUCUAACCCUGAAGAACUUUGAAGGCUUGAACCUUGGGAAGAUGGACAAGGCUGAUGACUCUGGUCUGGCAUCAUAUGUUGCUGGUCAAAUUGACAGGUCUCUGAGCUGGAAGGAUGUCAAGUGGCUGCAGACAAUUACAACCAUGCCGAUUCUGGUGAAGGGAGUAAUGACUGCGGAAGACACAAGGUUGGCCAUACAGGCCGGAGCAGCUGGUAUAAUAGUGUCUAACCAUGGAGCUCGUCAGCUGGAUUAUGUUCCUGCAACUAUUAGUGCACUUGAAGAGGUUGUCAAAGCUGCACAGGGCCGCGUCCCUGUUUUUCUUGAUGGCGGUGUUCGUAGGGGCACUGAUGUCUUCAAAGCAUUGGCCUUGGGAGCGUCUGGCAUAUUUGUGAGUAAAGUUGGAAUUUGCCUUACAGAAAUACCGAACAUGUUACAUAGUGUGUUUGAUUAGAAGUAGUUUUAGCUG
This is a messenger RNA of Asparagus officinalis (garden asparagus), 1219 nucleotides long. Its product is annotated as peroxisomal (S)-2-hydroxy-acid oxidase-like. Gene Ontology annotation, cellular component: peroxisome. Lineage: Eukaryota; Viridiplantae; Streptophyta; Magnoliopsida; Asparagales; Asparagaceae. Gene Ontology annotation, molecular function: oxidoreductase activity; FMN binding. The record is from RefSeq and is a predicted model, not a curated record. The transcript is spliced from 11 exons. Bases 224 to 1204 code for a protein of 326 amino acids.